This is a messenger RNA of Spizellomyces punctatus DAOM BR117, 1321 nucleotides long. RefSeq names its product lipoyl synthase. Gene Ontology annotation, cellular component: mitochondrion. Gene Ontology annotation, molecular function: 4 iron, 4 sulfur cluster binding; lipoate synthase activity. The record is from RefSeq and is a predicted model, not a curated record. Gene Ontology annotation, biological process: lipoate biosynthetic process. The transcript has 5 exons. Lineage: Eukaryota; Fungi; Chytridiomycota; Chytridiomycetes; Spizellomycetales; Spizellomycetaceae. The coding region runs from base 52 to 1248 and encodes 398 amino acids.
GAGAACCAGGGUUGGUUAGCUACCAAGUAGACUUGCAUUGUUACUUACAAGAUGAGUGCACGGACAUCGAUACGGUUUGCCUUGCAAACACGUCCUUCCUUUCCUGCUAUCUCACGGUCAUUGUCAAGUCGAACCUUGGCGACAACGACUCGACAUGACGGGAAACAACGAAAGUUCUCAGAGGAGCUCGCCAAUGGACCCAAUCUAGGCGACUUUAUAGCUGCAUCGGAUAAAUUGAGUGUUGAGGAAGCGUUGGAGUUGAGGGAACCCGUCAAAACAACAACAGGCGGUGCAUUACGACGAAAAAAUCACGUACGACUUCCUUCAUGGCUGAAAACGGAUAUACCCGUCGGCGAGGAUUUUGCCCGUCUCAAAAAGGAUUUGCGGGGCCUCAAGUUGCAUACUGUUUGUGAGGAAGCGCGGUGUCCCAAUAUUGGAGAAUGCUGGGGUGGUGGGGAGGAUAAAACUGCUACGGCAACCAUAAUGCUUAUGGGGGAUGAAUGUACAAGAGGAUGCCGGUUUUGCUCCGUUAAAACAAAUCGGGCACCAAAACCUUUGGAUCCGGAUGAACCGGAAAAAACUGCGGAAGCAAUAUCGCGAUGGGGAUUAGAUUAUGUUGUUUUAACGUCAGUGGAUCGGGAUGAUUUGGCCGAUGGGGGAGCAGAUCAUUUUGCGACGACUGUGGAGUUGAUAAAGUCAAAAGCGCCCAAUAUUCUUGUAGAAUGCCUGACGGGCGACUUUCGAGGCAAACUUGAAGAUGUUGCCCGGGUCGCAAGGUCCGGCCUCGAUGUUUACGCACAUAAUGUUGAAACCGUUGAAAAUCUUACCAAAUAUGUUCGAGACCGUCGGGCAACAUUUCGACAAUCGCUGAGUGUGCUGGAGCAUGCCAAAAAGAUGCGCUCGGAUUUGGUUACAAAGACGUCCAUGAUGUUGGGAUUGGGGGAGACGGACGAAGAGGUUUUGCAAGCUAUGAAGGACCUCCGAGCCAUUGACGUCGACGUUAUAACAUUCGGCCAGUACAUGCGACCCACCAAGAAGCAUAUGAAGGUCGCCGAAUAUGUUCAUCCCGACAAAUUCGACCACUGGGCUGAGGUUGCCAAAAGUUUGGGGUUCAAGUAUGUGGCGAGUGGACCAUUGGUUAGAUCGAGUUACAAGGCUGGGGAAUUUUAUAUUAGAAACAUUGUUAAGGGGAAUAGCAGUAAGGAUGAGGUGGUUCUAAGUGAAGCAUUGGCAGCGGGCAGUGUCUAGAAAAGGUUCUAUAUUCAUUUAUUGGCUGUAUUUCUUUUUGGGAUAUCAAUCAUUUGAGAUGCCUCUUUCUGCU